UAAGGCGCGUCAGGGGCGGGACCCGGAUGGAAGACCUCCUUUUUUCUUUUUCUUUAAAUCCCGUCGCCUUUAAGGCGCGGCCCACGUCUGCCGGCCGAAAAGUGACUUAAAGGUGACGCGUGGAGCAAUGGCGGCGUUGCCCGGGGGCCGGCGGCGCGGACUCCUGGUGCUGCCACUGCCGCGGCCGCUGCUGCUGCUGCUGCUACUGGGCGGCCCUCACGGCGCAGACGGAUACUUCCCCGAGGAGCGCUGGAGUCCCGAGUCCCCGCUGCAGGCGCCGCGUGUGCUCAUCGCGCUGUUGGCCCGGAACGCAGCGCCCGCGCUGCCCGCCACGCUGGGCGCCCUGGAGAGGUUGCGGCACCCGCGGGAGCGCACGGCACUGUGGGUGGCCACAGAUCACAACACAGACAACACUUCAGCCAUCCUACGUGAGUGGCUGGUGGCGGUGAAGGGUUUAUACCACUCUGUCGAGUGGCGGCCAGCAGAGGAACCCAGCUCCUACUCAGACGAGGAGGGUCCCAAACACUGGUCUGACUCUCGAUACGAGCAUGUUAUGAAGUUGCGCCAGGCGGCCCUGAAGUCAGCUCGAGACAUGUGGGCUGAUUACAUACUGUUUGUGGACAGUGACAACCUCAUCACCAACCCUGACGUGCUGAGCCUGCUCAUCGCAGAGAACAAGACCGUGGUGGCCCCGAUGUUGGACUCCCGAGCAGCUUACUCCAAUUUCUGGUGUGGGAUGACUUCUCAGGGCUACUACAAGCGCACGCCUGCCUACAUCCCCAUCCGCAAGCGUGACCGCAGGGGCUGCUUUCCGGUUCCCAUGGUACACUCCACCUUCCUCAUUGACCUGCGCAAGUCUGCAUCCAGAAACCUGGCCUUCUACCCACCGCACCCGGACUACACCUGGUCCUUCGAUGACAUCAUCGUCUUCGCCUUCUCCUGCAAGCAGGCAGAGGUGCAGAUGUUCGUGUGCAAUAAGGAGCUGUAUGGCUUCCUGCCCGUGCCGCUGCGCUCGCAUAGCUCCCUGCAGGACGAGGCGGAGAGCUUCAUGCAUGUGCAGCUGGAGGUCAUGGUGAAGCAUCCACCAGUGCAGCUGUCUCGCUUUAUUUCGGCACCCAGUAAGACUGCAGACAAGAUGGGCUUUGACGAGGUCUUCAUGAUCAACCUGCGGCGCAGGCGAGACCGACGUGAACGUAUGCUGCGGGCGCUGCACGAGCAGGAGAUUGAGUGUCGCCUGGUGGACGCUGUGGAUGGCAAAGCCAUGAACAGCAGCCAGGUGGACGCCCUUGGCAUCCAGAUGCUGCCAGGGUACAGGGACCCCUACCAUGGACGGCCACUCACCAAGGGUGAGCUGGGCUGCUUCCUCAGCCACUACAACAUCUGGAAGGAGGUGGUGGAUCAUGGACUGCAGAAAUCACUGGUAUUUGAGGAUGACCUGCGUUUCGAGAUCUUCUUCAAGAGGCGCCUGAUGAACCUCAUGCGGGAUGUGGAGCGUGAAGGGCUGGAUUGGGACCUCAUCUACGUGGGCCGGAAGCGCAUGCAGGUGGAGCACCCUGAGAAGGCUGUGCCCCGAGUGAGGAACCUGGUGGAGGCCGACUACUCCUACUGGACACUGGCCUAUGUGAUCUCCCUGCAAGGUGCACGAAAGCUGCUUGAUGCCAAGCCAUUGGCCAAAAUGCUGCCUGUUGACGAGUUCCUGCCUGUCAUGUUUGACAAACACCCAGUGUCAGAGUACAAGGCCCACUUCUCUCCCCGCAGUCUGCGUGCCUUCUCUGUGGAGCCCUUACUCAUUUACCCCACACACUACACAGGGGACGAUGGCUACGUGAGUGACACCGAGACCUCAGUUGUCUGGAACAACGAACAGGUUAAGACCGACUGGGACCGGGCCAAGUCCCAGAAGAUGCGGGAACAGCAGGCACUGAGCCAUGAGGCUAAGAACUCAGAUGUGCUCCAGUCCCCGUUGGACAGUGCUGCCCGCGAUGAGCUCUGAGGGACAGUUGGCAAAAAGCCAAAGCAGACACUGCAGGUCUAACCUUCACAUGCUUGCUGGGGACAGCAGGGGAGACCGCAGAAGCCCCCACAUGCAGGGUGCUAUCCAGCCAGGUCUUCUUGCUCAGCAGCCACUACCACACAGGCAGCAUUAAUAGAGUGCUUACUGCAUACCAAGAACAGGACUGGGAAUGAGGAGAUUGGACAGGAACAAACUUUCAUUUGUUUAUGUUUCCAACAUAUAUUAAGCACCUACACUGUACCAGGUUCCAAGUUAAAAGAGGUGAGAUAAUUCUCUUUAUCAGCAAUGGAUUUGCUCAUCAGGCAUUUAUUGAUCAGAUUAAGAAUCAGGUAUUAGGGAUACAUACUUGCUUUUAAAUCCAUUCAAGUAUUUGUUGAGUGCCUACUGUGUGUUAAGUACUGUUCUAGGCUCUGGGACUACCAAAAUGAGAAUGACACUUCCAUUCAUUUAUUCAGACACCUAUCAGGCAUUUACUGUGUGUCAGGAGCUCAGCUAGGUCCUGGGGAUAGAGGUAAGCAUGGUAUGUGUCACUUUAAUGAGCUCCCUUUACACUGACUGCUGCAGUGCUCACAGUAAGAAUCAGCGUUAUAAUUCACCCCAUAUGACAGGUUCUGUGCCAACUGCUGGCACAGGGAAAUGAACAAAAUUGGUCCCUUUAUACAAAAAGCAUUUAUCAAGCACCCGUGAUGUGCCAUAACUUAUGGACUCCUGGUGGUGUAGAAGAGCUGACUCCCCCAACUCUGUUGUGCAGACAACAUCCUCCCCCUGCCCAGAGGGUUGGGAGAGUCACUCCUCCCCCACCUCACCCCCGGGUAACUGCUGGGGUCCCAGGCUUCAGCUGCUUGCUAGCUCCCCUGGAGGGGUCACAGAUAAGGAUGGGCCUCCUGGCCCAGCCUGGCUCCCCUUGCUUCUGUCAGCCCUUGUCUCAGGUGUCCCCUGCCUGCUCCUGUGUUUGGGGCCUUGUGGGGGCCAAGCUGCCUGGGGUGCUGCUGUUGGUCUGGGUGGGAUGUUUCCCAACAGGGCCAGGGUGGCUGCUGUGCCUUCAAAGCAAACCCAAAUGUCAGGAGGUGGAACGGUGUGCUGCCUCCUUUGGGAUGACUGUUCUCCAGGUUGGCUCCUGGAUAACUUGCUUAUUUUUUUUAUUAAAUGCGCCUGGGUGGUUUUCACUGAA
Nannospalax galili (Upper Galilee mountains blind mole rat) is the source of this 3185-nucleotide messenger RNA. It is a transcript of the gene Colgalt1, whose product is annotated as collagen beta(1-O)galactosyltransferase 1. The coding region runs from base 128 to 1993 and encodes 621 amino acids. The transcript is spliced from 12 exons. Lineage: Eukaryota; Metazoa; Chordata; Mammalia; Rodentia; Spalacidae. The record is from RefSeq and is a predicted model, not a curated record. Gene Ontology annotation, molecular function: procollagen galactosyltransferase activity.